Oreochromis niloticus (Nile tilapia) is the source of this 1798-nucleotide messenger RNA. RefSeq names its product dynein regulatory complex subunit 4. NCBI's taxonomy places the organism in Eukaryota, Metazoa, Chordata, Actinopteri, Cichliformes, Cichlidae. The record is from RefSeq and is a predicted model, not a curated record. The transcript has a single exon. The coding region runs from base 989 to 1726 and encodes 245 amino acids.
ACAACAUGAAUUGCUAAUGUCGCGAUCAUCAGUUGUAGCCACUGAAAAGACUAGAAAUGGGCGUAAUACAUUAGAUGUCGGCUAGCGCGCGGCUAACAUUUACCACAAAGAAAAAGCCUUAAAUGCGCUAUUCAGCGUCGUGUAAUUUCCGCUAAAUCCAGAGUCUGUAACUUCACGUAAACAGAAGAAAUGCCAGUUUCCAUUUCAAAAAAAUAGCGAACUUGCCGGCUUCUUCGCUGUGUGUUGUUGUUGUUGUUUUGGUGACGCAACUUCCGUCGACCAGACGAUUGGUCGUCUACAGUGGGUUUCGGCGCUCCUAUUGGCCCGAGUCUACAGUGUCUACGCUCACCGUAGAUUCCGGGCCAAUGAAAAGACGUAAUGGUCUACAGACACCGUAGACGUUGCACUAAGAGGGGUCUGAGGGAGAGGUUUGCAUAAGCCUGCAAAGGUUUUAUCUGGCUCCAAGUCCAUUAUCAGUCCUUCCUUUCUUCUUGCCUCUUUUUUGGCCAUUUUGCAAGCUUAUCUCGUGGCUAUUAGCUAAAUGUUUCUAUACAAGCUAACACUUCACCGUGUCGGAAUUCGGCAGGAAAAAAAAGAAAAGAAACUCAGUUUCGCCUGAUUUUAUGUUAUAAAGAUGUCCUGUACGAGCGCAAAACACAAGUGCAAUGAGUCACUUCUAAUAAAGGAAUUAUCUGAGUCAGUUUAGAUCAUUUAAAACGUUUGGUACUCAUCAGAGAUUCACGAGCUUACAGAGAAGCGUCCACACAGGUCGCCAUCUUGGCUCCUCCUCCAUCCACAGCGCUCUUUGAUCUUCUCAAAGGACCAUUAUGACGCCGCGGGCGACGUCACGUUCUCUGCUAAACCGAGUCCUUAAAUAGGGGAGCUCCUUUAACAGUUAACAUUGGAGCAUUUUCAGAAACAGCCAGUUGUUUUAGACAAAGCUAAUACGUAUUUAACCUGUGACACCGUGCUUUAAACCUUUAAAAAAAUGUCACAGGAAUCAUUAAAUGACUUACCUUCUGGAAGCCAUAGUAGAGAGGAAUCACUAAUGCUGCAGCUUGAGGCUAGUGAGAUGAGCCUGUCUCAGGUUUACAGAGACAUAGGGCUUCAUUUUGAGUACACCCGUAGAAUAACUGCAGAACAAAAGGAAGAGCUUGAAAAUAUUAAGAAAGAAAACACAGAUCUCAAGGAAACGCUCAAUAAUAUUAAGAAAGAAAACACAGAUCUCAGGGAAGAGCUCGAAAAUAUUGAGAAAGAAAACGCAGAUCUCAGGAAAGGGUUCGAGAAUAACAGGAAAGACAACACAGAGCUCAGAGAAGAGCUCAAAAAUAGAAGGGAAGAGCUCAAAAAUAGCAGUGAAGAGCUCGAAAAUAGCAGGAAAGACAAUGCAGAGCUCAAGGAAGAGCUCGAAAUUAGCAGGAAAGACAACGCAGAGCUCAGGGAACAGCUCGAAAAUAGCAGGAAAGACAACCAAGAGCUCAAAAAUAGCAGGGAAGAGCUCGAAAAAAGCAGGAAAGACAACGCAGAGCUCAAGGAAGAGCUCGAAAUUAGCUGGAAAGUCAACGCAGAGCUCAGGGAACAGCUCAAAAAUAGCAGGAAAGCGAAUGCAGAACUCAUGAAAACUGUGGAAAAUAAUCAGCGCCUACUUAAAGUAGGUUCAGGUCUUGCCACAGUGGCCAUUGUUGUUCCUGCAGCUUGCUGGGCCAUCUCAAAGCUUUUUGGCUGAAGGGAAUGUCCCGGGGAUCAUUCAAAGAACGGGGAUCGAUACAAUUGUGGAUUGUGGUCCACAUCCACAAUU